AUGUGUAUGUGUAACUCUACUCGCGACUUUGAUUAUCUUAUGAUUCUGAAGUUUGUAGCCGAUAUUCUCCAUAGUACAUCUCUAGACCGGCUCCUGAUGGUCUCAGGCUCAGCAGCUGAUGUCAAACAUCCCGCUGCUGUCCAAGCUCUGAGACAAGCUGCCCAUAUUGCCUUGCCAUCUACGCCAUAUGCCAGUCAGGAAACCCCUGAAUGUUUCGGACCAUCGACCCAGCCUAGUCUCGGCAUGCACCUCCAGAUGCCACCAACCUCUUACGUCCUGCCAAGUUAUCUCAUGUCACCUGGCAGACUCGAUAUGCACAGUCACCAACAGCAUGAUCUUGGCUUUGCCGAUAUGACUUGGGCGAUUUCAAGGCGAGAUACCGAUUUGGUGUUUCCCUCUUUGCUACCUGCUCACGAAGCCGCCCAAGGUAGCAAUGCCCCUAUCACGGGCCCCUUCAUGAGCCCCCCCGUCUCGCAUCGUCUCUUUCGUCCGAUGAGGGGAUUGCAAGAUGCGUUUCUCGAUGCCACGUAUGCUCACAAGGUUGAUGUAGCAUCAGUGUAA
Molecule: messenger RNA, 561 nt
Organism: Trichoderma reesei QM6a
Lineage: Eukaryota; Fungi; Ascomycota; Sordariomycetes; Hypocreales; Hypocreaceae
Exons: 2
Coding region: 1-561 (186 amino acids)
Source: RefSeq, a predicted model, not a curated record